This is a messenger RNA of Meriones unguiculatus (Mongolian gerbil), 1939 nucleotides long. It is a transcript of the gene Tnip2, whose product is annotated as TNFAIP3 interacting protein 2. The record is from RefSeq and is a predicted model, not a curated record. The transcript is spliced from 6 exons. NCBI's taxonomy places the organism in Eukaryota, Metazoa, Chordata, Mammalia, Rodentia, Muridae. Gene Ontology annotation, biological process: cellular response to lipopolysaccharide; regulation of transcription by RNA polymerase II. Gene Ontology annotation, molecular function: K63-linked polyubiquitin modification-dependent protein binding. The coding region runs from base 84 to 1376 and encodes 430 amino acids.
AAAAGUUCCGGGAAGGCCGGUUGUGGCUCCCGUUUCGCCGCGAAGUUGGAGGCCCCGCCAGGGCCCCGGGAAGGCUCACCGUCAUGUCGUCUGCGGACGAAAGGUCUGGUAGACGGGACGGGAGCCCGCGCGCGGCCGCCACGCUCUACAGCCUGUACCACGAGGCCGGCCAGCAGCUGCAGCGCCUUCGGGAUCAGCUGGCCGCGCGCGACGCCCUCAUCGCGAGCCUCCGCACCCGCCUAGCGGCUCUGGAAGGGGACACGGCGCCGUCGCUGGUGGACGCGCUUCUGGAUCAGGUGGAGCGUUUCCGUGAGCAGCUGCGGCGGCGGGAGGAGGGCUCCGUCGAGACCCAGUUGCGUCAGGAAGUUGAAAGACUUACUGAGCGACUAGAAGAAAAAGAGAGGGAGAUGCAGCAGCUGAUGAGCCAGCCUCAGCAUGAGCGGGAGAAGGAGGUCGUCUUGCUUCGGAGAAGUGUGGUAGAGAAGGAACAAGCUAAGGCUGCCAGCGACGUCCUGUGCCGUUCCUUGGCUGAUGAGUCCCACCAACUGCGCAGGACGUUGGCAGCCACUGCCCACAUGUGUCAACAUCUGGCCAAAUGUCUGGACGAACGACAGCGUGCACAGGGAGAUGGUGAGGAGAAAAGCCCUGAUGAGCUGGAUCGUGUAAGCAGGGAUGCUUCUGGCCAGAGUGUUAUUGAGAAGUUACAGGAAGAAAACCGGCUAUUAAAACAGAAGGUGACUCAUGUAGAAGACCUCAAUGCUAAGUGGCAGCGUUACGAUGCUAGUAGGGAUGAAUAUGUGAAGGGGUUACAUGCACAGCUAAAGAAGAGACAAGUUCCUCUUGAGCCUGAGCUGAUGAAGAAGGAGAUUUUCCGGCUUAACAGACAGUUGGAGGAGAAAAUAAACGACUGUGUAGAAGCAAAACAGGAGCUGACAGCUGUGAAGAUGGCCCGGGACACUGCGCUGGAGAGAGUGCAGAUGCUAGAGCAGCAGAUUCUUGCUUACAAGGAUGACUUCAAAUCAGAAAGGGCAGAUCGGGAACGAGCUCAUAAUAGGAUUCAAGAACUGGAGGAAAAGGUCAUGGCCUUAAUGUACCAAGCAUCUCAGAGACAGGACUCCCAGGAGCCAGGACCCUGUCGGAUUCAUACGGGAAGCAAAACUGCCAAGUACUUAGAGAUUGAUGCACUGCAGCAUAUGGCACCUGGAGACUGGAGGCCUGGGUCUAGGUCCCAACAGACGGAACCUUCUGCAGAGGGUGAACACGUCUACACAGCCCAGAGAGCUCAGGGUGACCUUCAGUGCCCUCACUGCCUGAGGUGCUUCAGUGAUGAACAAGGCGAGGCAUUUCUCAGACACUUGUCUGAGUGCUGCCAAUGAGCGAGAGCCAUGAAUGGCCUGUAACCAGCGUAACUGCUCUAAGGGAUUGGUGAGGUGUCCUCAGACAGGAUCCACAGAUGGGCAGGGUCAUUUUAAUUUGGCCAUGGGCCAGAUUGGGUCAGAGGGAACUAUGGACAGAGCAGGAGGUAAGAGAUAAGGUGAGGGGCAACAAAUGGGAAUCAGUCUUGUCUCUCAUGUGGAGUUUGGACCUAGUUGUCAAUUCAAAACUGCAAGCUAUCUGGUGUGGGAGUAUUCUGAGGCCUGCUUGCACCUAAGAGGUGUACUGCUUGCUGGAAGGGGAAGUUGCUAUGGGAGCAGUGUGUCCUCUCUCCAAGGUGGAAGUUCCAUCCCGUUGUGUAGGGAGCUGCCUCAUCCUGAGUGGUCGAUGCUGCACUACAGCUACACAGCACACUAGCGCCUUCCCAGACACAGCAGAAUCACAGAGAAGCACCCAGUACUACCAUCUUGUAAAAACACUUGUAUUUCCAAAAGUGAAUGCACUUUUAUUUCCUAAUCAUUUAUUUUUUAUAAUAAAUGGACUUACUACUGUGUUGCUCUGAGAA